Tetrahymena thermophila SB210 is the source of this 4827-nucleotide messenger RNA. RefSeq lists its product as hypothetical. NCBI's taxonomy places the organism in Eukaryota, Ciliophora, Oligohymenophorea, Hymenostomatida, Tetrahymenidae. The transcript has a single exon. Gene Ontology annotation, molecular function: small GTPase binding. The record is from RefSeq and is a predicted model, not a curated record. Gene Ontology annotation, biological process: Golgi organization; endoplasmic reticulum to Golgi vesicle-mediated transport. Gene Ontology annotation, cellular component: Golgi apparatus.
AUGUUUAGCAGUCUUUUAGAGAAAGGAAAAAAUUUAACUAACAAGGCAAAAGACCUUGUUUAGUAGAUUGGUAGCGAAAUAGACUAACAAAAUCAAGCUUAAUUGAAAGGAUUAACAGGGUAGUCUCCUGCAAAUAGUACUCCUUAGAACCAAUAAAGAUCUCAAUAGCAAUAGCAAUAAUAGUAAUAAUCACAAACUAAUAAGAACAAAUAAGAAGACUUUAAAGAUUAAUAAAAAGAAAAAUUAUUAUUAGAUCACAUUUAAUAGCUCAAACAAAUAGAAAAAAGCUUAAGUGAACCUCUCUAAAAUAGUACUCCUGAAGAUUAAAAGAAAAAAAUCACUUCUAUGGUCAAUACUAUUUUAAAAGAAAAUAUGAUGAAAUUUAUAGAAAAGGUAAAGUAACAAAUCGUUAUAAAGAUACACGAAAGAGUAGUUAAGCUUAUAGAUGAAAAUUUAGGAGAUGAUAUUCCAAAAGAUUAGAAAGACUAAUUGAAAACUAUUUUCAAUGUCGACUAUGAUGAGAAAGAUUUGAUGCAAUAAAAUGAGGAAUUCAAUUAUGAUAAUAUUUUAUAGCUUUUUGUUUAAAAAGAAGACUAUGAAACGUUAAAAGUUUAAUUAGAAAAGUCAAAUAGCUUAUACGCUGAAGUCAGAAAAAUUAUAGAAGAAUAAGAAGCCUAUAUAGUUGUAGAGAAGAAAGAACUGCAAGAAAAAUAGCAGUCUCAAGAAAAACUGAUUCAAUCUUUAUAAUAAGAAGUUAAAAGAAAUGAAGAAAACCUUAUUCAGAAAACCAAUGAGCUGCUUAAAACUGUCGAAGAUAACAAUGAAUGGUAAGAGAGAUUUUAGAAUAUCAAAAAAAGUGUAUCAGAUUCAGAUAAGCUUUUAAAAGAAUAAGAGAAUAUUGUCAAAAAUUUAGAAUAGUAGCUUCUUAAUAAGUCUGAAUAAAUAAAUUAAUUAACAUAGCAAAAUGACUAACUGAGUGAAGCUCUUAAAAAACUUAAAGCUUAAGCUUCAAAUGAGAAUUAAAAUAUUGACCAUUUGAACAAAAAGAUUGAAGAACUGAAUAGCUUGAUGCAAUAAAAAGAAACAGAAAAAGAAGUUGCUAAAGAAGAGAAAUAAUAGUUAUAACUUAAAACAGAAGAAUAAAAUAAGCAAAUAGCUGAAAUGUAAGUUUAGAUAGAAAACUUAAACUCUGAACUUAAGGUUAGCAAGUAAAAUUAUGAAGAGUCUAUGUAAAAUAAAUAAAACAGCCAAGAGAUUGAGGAUAAAUUAGAAUCAGAAAAAAAUGCAUUAAAAGAACAGCUUGAAAAUAAAUAUAAUGAAAUUUGUGGUUAAAAAGAUGCUUAAAUUUCAUAAUUGUAAGAAGAAAUAUAAAAAUAUAGUCUCGAAAUCUAAUAGUUAAAAGAGCAACUAUAAUAAUAGAUUAACAAAGAAGCUUCAUUAAAUGAUUAAAUUUCUUAAUUACAAAAAGAAAGUGAAGAAAUAGCAAAUUUAAAAUAAUAGCUAGAUUAAGUAUAGAACAAGUAGAAUGAAAUUCUUGCUUAAAAACAAUAGGAAGUAACUGAUUUGUAAAAUUAAUUAUAAGAAAUGACAGCUCAAAUAAAUGAGGGAACUAAAAAAUUAUUAGAUUAGGAAAAUAAAAAUCACAGUCUUUCUUAAUAAAUUUAAGAAUUGGUUAACGUUUAAUAAAAAAAUAUUGAGUUAUAGAAUUAAAUAGUUUAGCUUUAAGAAAAUGAAUAAAAGUAAGGCCAAGAAAAGCAUUCACUUAUUUAGAAAAAUGAGCAUUAAGUUAAUGAAAUUAACUAAUAAAAAGAAUAAAUUACCAAACUAUAAGCUGAAUAAAGAGAAUUAGAAGAGAAGGUUUAAAAACUUAAAGAUACGAUAGAAGAGAACGAAGAUAUGAUAAACAAGCUUAAGCAGAAAGAACAAAAUAUUACUAAUGAUUCUUCUUCUUUGAAACAAAAAUUAGAAGAGGAGAUUGAAGAGUUAAAAAGACAUGCCCACGAAGUAAAAGAAUAAUUUAAUGUAGAAAGAGGAGAAAUUAUAGAAAAACACAAAUAAGACAUACAAAAAUUAUAAGAGUCAUUAUCAAAGGAAGGCUAAGGUAUAUCUGACGAAAUUGCUAAACUCAACGAGGAGAGAACAAAACUUAGUGAUGAAAAUUUUGAAUUGAAACAAAAUAUAAAAGAUCAUCAGAAAGAUAUAUAGGCUAAAGAAGAGGAAAUUAAGAAAAUUAUGAAAAAUUUAGAAGAAUAAAUUCAAUAAUUUAAUAAUUUGAAAGAUAGUUACAAUAAAUUAGAAGAGGAAUCUAAUAAAUCCAAGAAAGACUUUGAAAAAAGAAUGGAAAAAUUAUCUUCAAAAAAGAAAGAAGCACUAGAAAAGUUAGAGAAUAAUAUAAAAGAACUAAAUAUCCAAGUAUAGUAAAAGGAUGAAGCCAUUUAAAAACUUGAAACAGAAAAGACAGAAACAGAAAAAAAAUAUUAAUAACUUAAAAAGGACAGUUCAACUCAAUCAUCUAUUCAAGAAGAGCUUAAUGCCUAAAUAAAUCAAAUUAAAUAAGAAUAUGAAUUGAUAAGCCAAAAAUUAUAAUCUGAAAAUAAUGAACUGAAACAGAACCAUGAGGCUUAAAUUAAAAAGUUAAAUGCAGACUAAAUUGAAGAAGUUCAAAAUUUGAAAGAUUAAUUCUAACAAUAAACUGAAUAGCUAAAAUAAAAUCUUAGUCAACAGGAAUAAGAGUUAACUUAGCAGAUAAAGAUUAAAGAAGAAGAGUAUAAUGUAAAAUUAGAAGAUGAAAAGUACAUUACAGUUGAUAAUAAUAGAAUUUUGGUAAGAGAAUAUAUUUAAUAGCUUCAAUGUGAAUCUGAGUAAAAGAGAGAUCAAAUUAAGUAAUUAGAAUAAUAAUUGCAAGAAAAAAAAGAUUAAAUAAGUAAUUUAGAAACAUAAAUUCCAUUAUUAAAAUAAAAAAUAGAAUAGUUAGAAUGUGAGCUUAAUUCUCAUUUAACUGAAAAACAAAAUUAAUAAGAAUCUUAAAACUCUUCUUUGUCACAAAAAGAUGAAGCAAUUAAGCUGCUUUAAACUUAAAUUAGCUAAUAAGAAGAAUAGUUAAAGGAACUCAUUUAGCAUAAGGAAGAUAAUUUAUAAUCUCAUUCCGAAAAAGACUCUUAAAUUAAUUCAUUAACUUCUUAAAUAUCAGAUUAAGUGUUAAAAUUAGAAGAACUAUAAAAACAAAAGGAUGAGUUGCAAAGAGAGAAAGAUGAGUUGUAGAAAGAAAAAGAAAGUUAGCAAUAAGAAUCAUAAAAUUAAUUGAUAUAAGAAAUUACUUUACUCAAGCAGUAAUUAUCAGAUAGUCAAAAGUAAAUUGAAGAAAAUGAAAAAUAGAUUGCAUAAAUAAGUUAAGAGCACAAGACAGUUGUGGAUGGAUUAUAAGAAAGCUAUAAUAGAAAAGAGAAGGAGGCUAAAUAGUUGGAAGAUUAACUAAUUAGAAUAUAGUAAUAACAUUAGGAAGAACAAGCAGAGUUGUAAAAGAAAUCUUAAUUAGACAGUUCAAACAUGGUAAAGUUAAAUGAGAAAAACCAAAAAAAUAUAGAGGCUCUAAAGAGAGGAAAUAGAGAAUUAAUUAACAUGAUUAUUGAUAGCUAUUCAGCUUUAUCUAAUUAACUAGAUAAUGCCAAUAUUUAGAGUUAAGUUAACGCCAUUACUGAAUGUAUUAAAAAUACUAGUCCAGACAUCAUGAAAGAAUUUUAAAAGUUCUUAUUGGAAUCAAGAAAUUUAAUUUCUGAGCAUUACUAAAACUAAAUAAAUAAUGUCAAAAAUUAAGAAAAGCAAAGAUACAAUAAGUUGUUAGAGCAAUUUAAUAAGAGUUAAGAUGACAUAAAGUAACUUAAUUCUAAAAUAAAGGCUGCAGAAAAGCUAGAAAGACAAGUCUAAGAAUAUAGCGAUAUUAUAGCUCUUCAAAAAUAGACUAUUUAGAAAAAAGAAGCAGCAUUUAAAGAUCUCCAAAUUGAAAUCUCUUCAUCAGAUGCUGAUAAAAGAACAGAAUUAGCAAACUUGUAGGAAAAAGUUUAGUUGCUAAAACAGAAAAAUGAAUAAUUAAUAUCAGAGAAUACAGCUUAAAAAGAAUUAAAUGCUAAAAUUCUUCAUGAUAUUUAAGACUUAGAAUAAAGCAAAGCUUAACUUGAAGAAAAGGCAAAUCAGGGUAGUGAUUUGAUAAUGCUGAUCUAAGAAAAAGAUAGCCAAAUUUAAGCCUUGGAAGAAAGUCUUUCAAGCUUAUAAACUAUUCACGAGGAUUUCUAAAAAAGAAAUGAAUAAUUAGCUAAGAAGUAUGACUUUGAACUAAAAAAAAUAAGAACAGAGCUUGCUUAAUCUAAAGAAAAAAUUGCACUUGUUGAUGAAUUGACUGCUCAAAUAGCUUAGUUGGAAAGUGCUUUUAAUGAAAAGAACUAAAAGUAUAACACUUUAUAAGAAAAGUAUGCAGAAUCUGAAAAGGAAAGAGCUUUAAUUAAAAAUGAAACAAAUUAAUUACUAAAUAAACUAAAAUCUGAUGCUGUAAAGUCUGAAUACUAAAUUGAUCGUAGAGUAAUUUCUAAUUUCCUAGUUUAAUACUUUGACACAAAUUCUAGUAAUCAAGUAAAAUUGCAAAUUCUAGAAACAAUGUCUUCAAUCUUGCAAUUUAAUGAAGAAUAAAAAGCAAAGAUUGGCAUCUAGAAAUAAAAAUUAGGAUAUGUAUCUGCUCCUUAAAAUUAAUAAUAAGAUCAAAAUAAUGGAUAGAAAAGUUUAGCAGAUAAAUUCUUCUCAUUCCUUCUUUCAAAUGAUGAAGAAGAGUCCAAAUGA